This is a messenger RNA of Chilo suppressalis (striped riceborer), 4608 nucleotides long. NCBI's taxonomy places the organism in Eukaryota, Metazoa, Arthropoda, Insecta, Lepidoptera, Crambidae. The record is from the annotation of a GenBank genome assembly.
AUGGAGUCGUGGGCGGGUGCGCUUCGUGGCGCGCUGCACCGCGGUGCCGACGUCGCCGAUCUGGUGGCGCGGUUGUCGUCAGGAGACCACCAUUGGUACACAGCAACCCACGCUCGGCCUACCUUCUGCAACGUGUGCCGCGAACCGCUCGGCGCGCUUGGCACCGCUCACGCACUCGCUUGCGAACUCUGCAAGUACAAAGCUCACAAGCGUUGCGCGUCACGAGCACCGCCAUCUUGCAAAUGGAGCACGCUUGCUUCUCUGGGACCGCACGUCGUUGAAGAUACGGAGGGGAACAUAAUAAUGCCACACCAGUGGCUCGAAGGGAACCUACCGGUGGCAGCCAAGUGCGACGUCUGCGAGAAGACCUGCGGAUCUGUACUCAGGCUACAAGACUUCAGAUGCGUGUGGUGUCGGAAAUGCGUGCACGCAGCGUGCAAGCCGAGCUGGCGCGCCGCGUGUAUGCUAGGCCCGGCUCGCGCGUCCAUCGUGCCUCCCACGCGCCUGCACUCUGUGGGCCCUGAUGACGCCUGGGUACCGGACCGACCACCUAACGCUUCGCCGCUCAUAGUCUUCGUCAACUCACGAUCAGGUGACAACCAAGGCGUGAAGUUCCUCAGGCGGUUCAAACAGCUUCUCAACCCAGCGCAAGUGUUCGAGCUGAGCGGAGCUGGACCGAGGCUCGGGCUCCGGUUGUUCCGACACUUCGCUCCGUUGCGAGUCCUGGUCUGUUCUGGAGAUGGCUCCGUGGGUUGGGUCCUGCAAGAAGUAGACAAGCUAGAUAUGCACCGUCAAGUACAAACCGCUGUUCUGCCCCUGGGUACUGGCAACGACCUGGCGAGGGUGCUGGGCUGGGGCGCCUCCUGUGACGACGCGGCGAACCUGCAGCAGCUACUCGAGAGAUACGAGCGGGCUUCCACCAAGAUGCUGGAUAGAUGGUCCAUCAUGACAUUCGAGAGAGCUUUGACAGCGCCCCCGCCUCCGCCCGCGCCACCUGACUUAUUAGAAGAGAAUUCGUUACUCAAGAACUUGCAAGAUAUCAUGCAGGCUGGCGAGGUGAGCUGCGUGGCGAUCGGCGCGUUGCGGUCGGGGUGCGCGCGACUAGCGGCUGCCGGUGAGCGGGCGGGAGGCAACGCGGCGCGCGCGGCGCACCGGCUGAGGCGCGCACUGUCUCUACUGCUACACGCGCGCGCGCACCUGGCCCACGACCACUCGCACUGCAGAUCUUGGGAGCCUCUUGAAGGUACGAGCGACAGUGAACCCGAAGCACAACCCGCUGUCGAGAAGGGCAGCAUAGAAAAGACUGAAAAGGAACAGUUGAACUGGGCGGCGCGUGGCUGCUCGUUGGCGGGGCGCGCCGACAGCGUGCGGCGCGCGCUGCACUCACUCUUGCGGACACUCGUGCAGAUCUACCCUACAGUAUUGCAACAGGAAGCGGAGUCGUGCGACACGUGCACCAGCGGCGCGGAGGCCGACCUAGAAGCGGUGGGGGGGAUAGAGGGGGACGAGGGAGGGGGCGCGGGGGCGGGCGCGGGGGCGGGCGGUGGGGCGGAUGUGGAGAUGUCUGCGCUGCCGGUGCCGCGCGCGUUUGCGGACAGUCGCCGCUCGUCCGCCGCCUCGGCCGUGUCGGCUGCGUCCAUGCACCCGGAGAACAUUCCAGAUGUCGAUGAAGACAUAGCUAAGUUAAUUAGUUCAAACCUACCGGAGCCGAUUUUAAAUUUGAAAGUUGACCAAUACGAGCGCAACAAAACGAACUCGGCGUCCCCCCAGGAGAGGCUCUCCCUCUCCAACCUGUCCUCCUGUGAUACCAGCUCGUGCCGGAACCUCUCCCGACCCGACACCGAGCACACCUAUAAUAGUAGUAGUCUUACGAUACCUAACUUAGUAGUCUCAGACGUUAGCGAUAAGCGAGAUUCGAUAUUACAGGGAGAAACUUAUGAAUCGGACCAAUUGACUAUAAUAGACAUCGAUAAACCUUACACGGACGACGUUCAUUUCGAGCUGAGCGCCCGAGCCACGCCCGUCAGCGGCGAAUGCACGCCCGAGAGAAAGCUUUCUAGUGUAGAUUUGGAGGUAGACGCUAGUAGUUCAGAAGGGUCCAACAUUAGCGAUGACUUUAGUUUAAUGUCGGAGAUUAUUGAUUCGAAACAUGUAGACGCGGAGGAAACGGGCUGUAUAGGACACAUCGACUCCCCCGAGCCGUCAGAUACAACUUACGUCAACUCGGAGACGCUUCACGGGGAAUCUAUCAUGGACGAUAUCAGUUCCAUGCUCGGUCAGGAUGUCCUCAUGGCUAUGAUGGGAAAAAACGGGGAAAACGAAACGUAUACGGACGACACCACCCUCUUCACUUCCGAUACGGUAUCAGAUAUAGCGAUGGACAGCAGGAAUCCAAGCUUAGAAAAGAACAAUGAGUCCAAAAUCAAAUACAUAUCGAAAAUUAAAAAGCCCAAAGAAGCGGAAGUGGAGAAGUUUGGUUUCGAAAAUAGAGUAUUCUACAUCGAAAACGCAACGAAAGUUGAAGAGCAGAUCAAAUACUGCAGUUUAGCACAAUUCGAGGAAGGAAAUGACAUCGCUAGAAAGUCUUUUAGAAAACCAUUGAAGAAAAGUAUAAAGAAAAGGGUUGCAGAUGAUAUUAGUUUGAAACAUCUUAUACCCACAACAGAAGAGUCAUUCAAAGGUGAUGAAAGUCCUAAACACAGACUUCAUCCCACGAAAACUCUGCUGAGCCACAAAGAAGAUAAGACUGAUGACGGUGAUGAAACGCUUGCAUUUCCUCAAGUGAGUGUUGUGGUUGAACCACCGUCUCCUUCACAUAGCGAGGAUAAGAAGUGUUUGAAAAACGGAAGUAGAAUGGCUUCAGUACUGAGCGACUUAUUCGACCAAGGCACAGAUACCUUAAGUGUGCACUCUCCUGAACCCAGCAUCGGGACUACCAGAGAAAGGCGGUGUUCUGACAAUCCGAAACUAUUGGGUUCCGAUCCGGAGUAUGGGAGAUUCUUGAGUUGUUCACCAGCUGCAACGAGAAGAAUCUCAUGUGGCAGCCUUUUCAAGCCCGGAGAACCAGACAAAUUAUCAACAUCAGUGUCAUCAAUAUGGGGCGAGGGUGGCGCCAUGAGUGGGAUUGGGUCAUCAAAGAGCGAAGUCAACGAGAAGACAAAGAAACUUCCCAUAAUAAACCCACUUGUGCAGUUGCCAGCAUUCCCUCACGUGGCCCAGGGUUUCAUCAGUCAAUGUCUACUAGCUAACGCUGAUGCACUCUGUGCUGCCGUCAGUCCACUUAUGGAUCCUGAUGAUACAACUCUCGAAGGGUUCUAUGAGAGAGCGGUGAUGAACAACUAUUUUGGAAUUGGUAUCGAUGCGAAGAUCACGCUAGACUUUCACAAUAAGAGGGAGGAACAUCCGGAGAAGUGUAGAUCACGGGCCAGGAACUACAUGUGGUACGGCGUGCUUGGUUCUAAGGAAUGGGUGAACAGGACUUACAGGCACCUGGGUCAACGUGUGCAGCUGGAAUGCGACGGGCAGCGGAUCCCCCUGCCGGAGCUGCAAGGCAUCGUUGUGCUCAACAUCCCUUCAUUCAUGGGUGGCACCAACUUCUGGGGCGGCAACCGAGCUGACGACAUAUUCCUCGCGCCUUCAUUCGACGAUCGAAUUUUAGAGGUGGUAGCAGUGUUUGGCUCAGCACAAAUGGCCGCUUCCCGACUCAUCAACCUUCAGAAGCACCGCAUAGCGCAGUGCCGCGCCGUCCAGAUCAACAUCCUGGGCGAGGAGUGCGUCCCCGUGCAGGUGGACGGCGAGGCGUGGCUGCAGCCUCCGGGCUGUGUGCGGAUAAUACAUAAGAACCGCGCGCAGAUGCUGUGCCGAUCUAGAGCCCUGGAAACUAGCCUCAGGACAUGGGACGAGAAGCAGCAAAUGAAAGCGCACGCGCUCGCGGGUGCGGCGCCGUGGUCCAAGGCGGCGCUCUCGCACGCGGAGAACGCGCAGCUGCUGGCGUUACUCGACGACAUCAACACGCUAGUCAAACAUGUGAAGUUGUCGUGCAUUAGCGAGAGCGGCGCUCCCGGUGGUGUGGGUAGCUGCGUGUCGGCAGCGCGGCGCGUGGCAGCACAAGCGGACGCGCUGCAGGACGCCGACGGGCGGCUGCUGCCCGCGCCGCAGCUGCGCCGACACCUGGCAGCGCUCGUGGAAAGCUGCCAUGAGCUAGUGGAAGGGGGUGCGGGAGGCAGCACCGGCGCAGGCGCAGCGGCCGCCGGGGCCCUAAGAAACCACCUCACGCGCGUCGAGAUACGGGACGGUCACGCCUACCUGCACCCCGACGAGGUUCAAAAGAAGGGUGGGGCCGGGCGGUGGCUGCGAAGCAGGCGGAGCGUCUCUGAAGGAGGUUCCGCUUCCAACAACACCGCGGCCCAGGUCCGCGCCUGGGGCGUCAAGGAAGUCCAAGCAUGGCUGGAGACCUUACAGCUGGCCGAAUACGCGGACGCCUUCGCCAAACAUGACGUCACAGGACGCGAACUGCUCUCCCUCGCCAGGCGUGACCUACGAGAUUUGGGCAUCACGAAAGUCGGCCAUGUCAAGAGGAUCCUUCAAGCUGUCAAGGAGCUGCAGUGA